ACUGCCGGCAGCCGCGCAUGCUCAGCGAUCCAGUGCCGUCGGCUUGGUCGUUGCCUCAGUGCCGGCACCCGCGCAAGCUCGUUCGUUAGCGCCGGCGCCUCGCUGAUCUCUGCCGGCACACGCGCAUGCUGGUCCGUCAGUGCCGGCACCCGCGCAUGCUCCUUAGCCGUAGGUCCCGAGCGGAGGUUUCAAACGACGCCAGUCGCCAGCAGUGUCUGACUGACCGGCGGCCGCGGCUUCUCCUCAUGGCUUUCUGCACCUUCGUCGGCGGGGAGCUCUACAAGGCCCACUUUGAACCCGGUAUAUAUGCCUGUUCAAAGUGUGGACAUGAAUUGUUUUCAAGUCAGGCUAAAUAUGAACAUUCUUCACCGUGGCCUGCUUUUACCAAGACCAUUCAUCCAGAUAGUGUGUCCAAAAGAAAAGAUGGCAAUCAUGCACUAAAGGUUUCUUGUGGAAAGUGUGGGAAUGGCCUUGGUCACGAAUUCCUCGACGAUGGGCCCAAAGCAGGCCAGUCCCGUUUCUGAAUAUUCAGCAACUCGUUGAAGUUUGUCCCUGAGAGUCAAAGGAACUCUAGUGGAUAAAUGAUACGAGCUUGGAACUGGCUUUUUAUCGGUUGGAAGUUGCAGUUUGCCUGAAAAUGCCAUGCAACUCAGCAUUAGAUCUCUUGGAAUACUCCAACAAAGGCUUCCAUAUAUCUGUAUUUUUGUUGGUUAGUCAUUACAUGAAGUUUUCUGGAUAAACCUUCUUGAAUGUCCUGGAAAUAGAAACUUGCAUGAUUAUCCUGACAAAAAUACUCGCUCAGUCUUAAGAUAAUUGUAAAAGCUUGCAGUCAGAUCACUUUAUUUUUGAUGAUAUCAGUCGAAACAAGCAUGGAAUUUGCACUAGAAAACCGUUUAAUCUUUUGUAGGAAUUAAGCGGGUCAGGCACCAAUUGCAGAAGGAAUGGACAUGUGACGUUUCAGACUCUGAAGAAGGGUCCAAACCCGAAACGUCGCCGAUCCCUGUCCUUCAGAGAUGGUGCCUAAACUGUUGUUAAUCCAGUACUUAAUGUUUUGCUCAAGGUUUCAGCAUCAGCCGUUUCUUGUAUCUCAGUCUUAAUCUUUUGUUCAAAUCCAUUUUGAGUCACACAGGUAUGUCAAGAAAAGGUCAUAUUUUACUGUGACUAUCAGUUAAAGAAAACUACUUGUAAUCUUGAGCAAACUGUGCCUGUGUGAUAUUAAAUGUUGCAAAGCAUACAAAAUACCACAAUCACAUACUUCAAUCUAUCAUUGGUGUGUGUGUGUAUCGUAAGAUAUGCAUUUGGUAGGACCAAAGGAAACUCGUAAUUCUCAGUAAUUGAGAGGGGAGCAUGAUUCUGCAUUGAUCUGGGUGUGGUGGCUAAACUUGAUAUCAUUUCUCAAUCAAGCAAGAAUAAGGAGGAGUAAUUGGAUUAGACUGAUUGAUGGCAUUUGCAACCUGAUCUCAAAAGAGUUAUCAGUUUGCCCACAAUUAGUCAUCGGGUAUUAUUUGCGUUUCAGGUGCCUCGUGAAAUUUCUUUCUUCCUGAUUUCACAAUCUCCCUCCCAAGCUAUUUUACAUCAAUGUACAAAAUAAACACUGAAUGGUUGUGCUCUGAGUUUAAGUUUUAAAACAAUUGGGAGGUGGGAAUUGUGUCUGCUUGUGUGAGAGGGAUUGAGCAAUUAGAAGCUGAGGCUUUUCACUGAUCCUUUGAGCACCGUGUAUUUCCUUGGAUUAAAAUGGUUAUAUUUUAAAGGCAUAAUGUACUAUGUAAUUUUCAAAAAUAAAAUUAUUUUGAAUCUUA
Amblyraja radiata (thorny skate) is the source of this 1799-nucleotide messenger RNA. Its product is annotated as methionine-R-sulfoxide reductase B1. Gene Ontology annotation, biological process: protein repair. The record is from RefSeq and is a predicted model, not a curated record. Lineage: Eukaryota; Metazoa; Chordata; Chondrichthyes; Rajiformes; Rajidae. Gene Ontology annotation, cellular component: nucleus. The transcript has 4 exons. Gene Ontology annotation, molecular function: peptide-methionine (R)-S-oxide reductase activity.